GGGAUCUCUAUCGCUUCGAAAGAAGCAUCUUUCCAUAUUGGAGAAAUGCUGACCAGUCAGUGCUUCAUGUGGCUAACGAAACUCACACCUUUGAAAGAUCAAUUUCAAUUGCAGAUGGUAGACGACGACAAGAAAUUUGCUGUCUCUCUGGAUGUGUCCCAAUUCCGUCCAGAGGAAUUGAAAGUGCAGUUGGAAGGGCGUCAGUUGACCAUCGAAGGCAAGCAGGAGCACAAAACGGAGAACAGUGCCAUACAAAGAUCGUUCAUUCGCAAAUAUGUGCUUCCCGAGAAUGUCGAUCUGGAGGCUAUUCGUACCCAGCUUGACGACAAGGGCCAUUUGUCAGUGGAGGGAGUUCGAACUUCUGGAACGGAGCGGAACGAAGCUUCAUUGUCUUCCCUUGUAUAUUGGCCUCUUCAGUCCAGUUAUGCAGAUUUAGGCGCAUUCGGCAAUUCGUUAAAGAAAACUUGUCUUUUCUUCUGUAAUAGUAAUCUAUGA
Molecule: messenger RNA, 495 nt
Organism: Haemonchus placei
Lineage: Eukaryota; Metazoa; Nematoda; Chromadorea; Rhabditida; Trichostrongylidae
Source: the annotation of a GenBank genome assembly